UUUUCCUGUUUCUACUUGUUGCUCCAAAAUUCACACUCACAUAACCUCUCUAUUUCAAGAUUUCUUUAACCAACGUAUGACGUUUUGUUGCAGAACCCGCACGUACGUCUCUCUCUCUCUCUCACACACAUACCUACAAACAUACACACACAUCAAGGCAUCUGCUUUAUAUACCAAACUUAAACUCCAACAACCUAGAAACCAUUGUUCUUCUUCCUCUUCAAUGACCAUGGUUUUUUCAGACUCUUUUGGUUCUCUCUCUCUAAACACUUCAAACCCUACUAUCAACCAUUUCAUCCAUACAUCAUCUUCUUCACUAGAUUUCCCAGUUAUGAUCACCAACCAGGACGAUGAUCAAGAGGAUGAAGAAGAACCCGAAGAACUUGACCUCAAUCUAAGUGGCAACACUGGCAGAAUCAGACAAACAAAGACAUGUGCAAGAGGCCAUUGGAGACCAGCUGAAGAUGCUAAACUUAAAGAGCUUGUGGCCCUUUAUGGUCCCCAAAACUGGAACCUUAUUGCUGAGAAACUUGAAGGAAGAUCUGGAAAGAGUUGUAGGUUGAGAUGGUUUAACCAAUUAGAUCCAAGAAUAAACAGAAAAGCUUUUACUGAUGAAGAAGAAGAAAGACUGAUGACUUCUCACAGAAUGUAUGGCAACAAAUGGGCAUUGAUUGCAAGGCUUUUUCCUGGAAGAACUGAUAAUGCUGUCAAGAAUCAUUGGCAUGUAAUCAUGGCUAGAAAGUAUAGAGAACAGUCAAAUGCUCAUCGGAAAAGAAGAAUGCUUGUUCAAAAUCAAAACCAAACAGGUUCAAGAUCCGCCACUCCGCCACCACAACCGGUGUUAAUCUCCACCGUUGCUCCGCCACCUUACAAUAUGACGUGUCCUCCACAACCACCGUUUGGUCUCCCCUCCGGUGGCAAGAAUAGUACUCAGAAUAUGAUGAUGAUGAUGGACAUCUUCAGCAACAACACAUCAUCAUCAUCAUCAUCAUCAUCAUCAACCACAUCAUGGAUGAUGGGUACCAGUACCAACUUGUAUGAUCAACAACAUCAUAAACAUGCAAUACCAUUGAUGAUGAUGACUGCUGGCAAAAAUAAUCAGUAUCACCAUCAUCAUCAUCAUCAUCAUCAUCAUGUUUACAACAGAAGCAGAAGCAGCAGCUCCUUCUCAUCAGUAACACCACCACCACCACAAGUUUCACAAAGCCAACAGUUUUCUGAGGCUAACAUUGACAUUUCACCACCACUUAUAGACUUCCUUGGAGUUGGAGCCACUUGAAAAUUUAUUUUUAGUACUUUCUUCAUUUACCUUCUUUAGUCAAUGCCAAAUUUAUUAGUUAACUACUCUCUUUUAUUUUUC
Molecule: messenger RNA, 1360 nt
Organism: Helianthus annuus (common sunflower)
Lineage: Eukaryota; Viridiplantae; Streptophyta; Magnoliopsida; Asterales; Asteraceae
Product: transcription factor MYB117
Exons: 3
Coding region: 77-1279 (400 amino acids)
Biological process (GO): regulation of DNA-templated transcription
Cellular component (GO): nucleus
Molecular function (GO): DNA-binding transcription factor activity, RNA polymerase II-specific; RNA polymerase II cis-regulatory region sequence-specific DNA binding
Source: RefSeq, a predicted model, not a curated record